This is a messenger RNA of Sebastes umbrosus (honeycomb rockfish), 8770 nucleotides long. It is a transcript of the gene trim71, whose product is annotated as tripartite motif containing 71, E3 ubiquitin protein ligase. NCBI's taxonomy places the organism in Eukaryota, Metazoa, Chordata, Actinopteri, Perciformes, Sebastidae. Gene Ontology annotation, molecular function: protein binding; ubiquitin protein ligase activity; zinc ion binding. Gene Ontology annotation, biological process: proteasome-mediated ubiquitin-dependent protein catabolic process; protein polyubiquitination. The transcript has 7 exons. The record is from RefSeq and is a predicted model, not a curated record. Bases 1178 to 3682 code for a protein of 834 amino acids.
UGGUUCACUUAAAAGAACCGGCUCUUAUGGUUCACUUAAAAGAGCCGGCUCUUUGAACCGGCUCGUUCGCGACCGACACAUCACUAGGGCGGAAGUGUGUCCAUUUUUUUUCUCAAUCGGAUAAGAGCGGCUCGAGGAGCUGCAGCCCGGGCAACGCGCUCCCUCCACCUCCACCUUUAUGUUUAUGUUCGUAUUAAUCCACCCCGAGAGAGUAAACAACGGCGACAACAACAAACAACCAAGUAAAGGGACGUAAAUCAGCUCCAGGACCGAGUCUUCCCGGUCGUAGGGUCGCUGCAGCCAGAGGAGAGAAAACCUGCGCAUUCCUCCACAAGCAGAGAGAGAGAGAGGAGACCGACCACCGACCACCAGCAGCCUGAACGGGCUCUAGAGGAGCUGCAAGCGGCCUCUAACACAAGCUGAAUUCACCCGCGGAGGCUCCUUAUAGAUGGUAUUUGUUGUCUUUAUCGGAGACUCGAUGUGUUUGUUGUUGAUGACCUCAACGCACAUGAUGUUGCUUUGAUGAAUAAUUCACGGUCUCACGGUCCGAGGCUGCGAUUACCGACCGACCGUUGGCUGCGCCCGACGCCGCCUGAACGGGCCCCGAUGGUGGACUAGAGAGAAGACUAGAGACUAGAGAGAAGAGAAGAGACACAACCACGACGACGAGCACGCGGGGAUUGGCGAGCAGCGAGUAAAACAACAGUAUAAAUCAGUAGAUCGUCGUGUUGGUGCUGUUUAUGUCGCAGAGCCCUGUAGUCAUGUUGUUGAGUCGGUGGGGGAGGAGAGACGGAGCCUCCAGUACUUCGACGCCGAUCCAGUGUCACUCCAGUUUCGGGUUGAUGUUAUGAGCCUUGAACUGAAGCACCAUACGUUGUAAUCUAACAUAGUGAAGCGCAUGCCUCACCCACGCCUUACACAACUCAAUUGAUCUUUUUUGUUACCUCAGAGAUUACCUUUGAAGAACUGUUUUUGAAGCCUACCUCCUUGUUUUGAGUUAUAUAGUACAGAGACAACAUCUGUAUGUCUGAUGAGCACCGUUUUCACUGUUUGAACUGACUUUUAAUACCUCAUGAAUCUACCUCAAAUACUUUAUUUUCUACACAACACAAGGGGCCAAUGUGUCCCCACAUAAAUACCUCAACUGCAUCACAUGUUGUAAGCUGAGCAUCUUCAGAUGGCUUCGUUUCCAGACUCGGACCUGCAGACCUGCCCUCUCUGCAAGGAGCUGUGUGGCUCCUCUGCUCCCAUUUCCUCCAGCUCCUCUACCUCUUCAUCCUCCUCGCAUACCUCAUCCUCCUCCAGCCAGACCACCAGGAGGCUCCACGUCCUGCCCUGCCUCCACGCCUUCUGCAGGCAGUGCCUAGAGGGCCAACGAAGUCCAGGGGACCCCCUGAAGCUGCGGUGCCCCACCUGCGACCAGAAGGUGUGCAUCUCUGAGGCCGGAGUGGACUCCCUGCCUUCCUCCAACUUCCUCUUCAGCAACCUGCUGGACGUGGUGGUGAGCUCCGAGGAGCAGAUUCAGAACAAGAACGGCCACCACCACCACCACCACCACCGGGGAGGCUUAGGCGGAGGCUCCUCCGGCUUCCACCACCCUCAUGGAGGUCUGCUGCACCCAAACCACCUGGGAGAGCCUCAGUGCAGUUCCUGCGACGAGGAGAACCCGGCCACCUCGCACUGCCUUGACUGCCAGGAGUACCUGUGUGACAACUGUGUGCGGGCACACCAGAGGGUGCGGCUGACCAAGGACCACUUCAUCGAGCGCCUGGGAGAGAACCUCCACCUGGGCCGGAUCAACGUCAACAGCAACCCGGGUCAGCCAGGGGUGUCGGUGUCCCUCGCCCAGUCCCUGCAGAACAACUUCGCCCUGCUGUCCCUGUUCCAGGACCACAUGAGCUUCUGCCAACACCAUGACAACGAGGUGUUCCUGUUCUUUUGUGAAUCCUGCUCGGUGCCUAUCUGUAGGGAGUGCAGUGUUGGCCGUCAUAUGGGCCACACCUUUGUUUAUCUACAAGACGCUGUACAGGACUGCAGGGCCAUCACCAUCCAGCUGCUGGCAGAUGCACAACAGGGACGUCAGGCUGUGCAGCUAAGCAUGGAGAAGGUCCAGGCCAUGGCGGAGCAGGUGGAGAUCAAAGCCAAGGUGGUGCAGACUGAAGUGAAGGCCCUCGUGCUCAGACACAAAAAAGCGCUGGAGGAGAGGGAGUGUGAACUACUGUGGAAGGUGGAGAAGAUCCGUCAGGUGAAGGCCAAGUCUCUGUACCUGCAGGUAGAGAAACUGCACCAGAGUUUGACCAAGUUGGACAGCACCAUCGCUGCCGUCAGCCAGGUGCUCGAUGAGGGCCGCCACCUCGACGUGCUGCUGGCCAGGGAGCGAAUGCUCACCCAGAUCCACGAACUCAAGGCGUUGAGGGGCCUGCUGCAGGCGCAAGAGGAUGACCGCUUCAUGUUCACUCCUCCAGACCAGGCUCUGUGCAUAGCCAUCCAGUCCAUGGGCCUCAUCAGCAGCGGAGCCUUUGCCCCGGUCACCAAAGCCCAUGGCGAGGGUCUAAAAAGUGCGCUUCGUGGCAAGCCCGCCUCCUUCUCCGUGAUCGGAUAUGACCAUGACGGCGAGCCACGUCUUUCCGGCGGGGACACGGUGUCUGCAAUAGUCAUGUCCGUCCCAGAUGGCAACCUGUCUGCAGCGGAGGUGACGGACCACCAGAACGGCCAGUACACCGUCAAUUACCUGCCUAAAUGUGAGGGGGAGCACCUGGUGUCGGUGUUGGUGUGCAACCAGCACAUCCAGGGCAGCCCCUUCAAGGUGAUCGUGAAGUCAGGGCGGAGCUACGGCUCCCUCGGCACCCAGGUGUCGGCCUUCGGGAGCGAGGGGGAGGGAGACGGUCAGCUGUGUCGUCCCUGGGGCAUCAGCGUGGACAAGGAGGGAUACGUGGUGGUGGCCGAUCGCAGCAACAACCGCAUACAGAUAUUCAAGCCUUGCGGUGCCUUCCACCAUAAGUUUGGCUCUCUGGGUUCUCGACCUGGUCAGUUUGAUCGUCCGGCAGGGGUUGCAUGUGACAGUCAGAGACGAAUCAUUGUGGCUGAUAAGGACAAUCACCGUGUGCAGGUGUUUACUUUCGAGGGCCAGUUCCUGCUGAAGUUUGGGGAAAAGGGUACUAAGAAUGGGCAGUUCAACUAUCCCUGGGAUGUGGCUGUCAACUCUGAGGGUAAGAUCCUGGUCUCAGACACCAGGAACCACCGCGUGCAGCUCUUCGGCCCCGACGGCUCUUUCCUCAACAAGUACGGCUUCGAGGGGGCCCUGUGGAAACACUUUGACUCUCCCAGAGGCGUGGCCUUUAACCACGAAGACCACCUGGUGGUGACCGACUUCAACAACCACAGGCUCUUGGUCAUCCGGCCGGACUGCCAGUCGGCUCGCUUCCUGGGCUCCGAGGGCACCGGGAACGGGCAGUUCCUGCGGCCCCAGGGCGUCGCCGUGGACCAGGAGAACCGCAUCAUCGUGGCCGACUCCCGCAACCACCGAGUCCAAGUAUUCGAGCCCAACGGAAACUUCUUAUGCAAAUUUGGCACACAGGGGAGUGGCUUCGGACAGAUGGAUCGCCCCUCCGGCGUGGCCGUGACGCCUGACGGAGUCAUUGUGGUGGUUGACUUUGGAAAUAAUCGCAUCCUCAAGUUCUAAAAAAAAAAAAAAAAAAAAAAAAAAAAAGUUUAUUUUUGCAUUCUCUCCCUCUGUUUGGCCUUUUAGCAGUUUUCUUGAUGAAGGAAAUGGAGGUGAGAGAAUGAAUCAACAGACACAACAGGAGCACAGAGAGGAUUGAGAGCAUGCUGAAGUGAAGGGAAAUUAAAACUCUAGAUUGUUUUCACUUACAUUGCUAUAUUCCCAAUCAGAUAUCUGUGGUUUGUAUGACAAAGGGGACCUCUACAAAUUGAUAAUCAGUAGAAAAAAAAGCCAUAUUUCUCUUCCUCAGUCUCAGCUGCUCUCAAUUCUCUCUGUAAGCUCUCCUUAAGUAUCCAACUCAGGGAUUUUUUCACUUUUCUUGAAAUCUUGUACCCUCUGCUCCAUACCUACCUCAUUUAGCUCUUUACGAAUGUACUCAUAGUCACUGAGCAGAGGUUUUAGUCCGUGAAGUUUUACAAAGAAGAAAAGCCUACCUCUAUACUUUGUUAUUUAAGAGAGACAAAAAAAAAAGAGAAUAGACUGUUCAGUUGAUAUUUGCACAGGAUUAAAGAAAUUCUUGCCGUGCAUUUUGAAAUAUGAGUUAAAGUGAACCUCCUGAAUGUUGUUGCUGAGACAAUACUCAGACCGCUGUAGAGGCUGCAUGAUUUAUUCUCAUCAGAGGGCUUCGCUCAGAGAGGAAACUAGGGGUACAGUAGUGUCCUUUUUCAUGUUUUUAGGCUAGUUAGUUUCUCGCGUAUGCAUCAACCCUUGUCUCUUUGUGGCUCCGUGGAGUUUGUAGUGUCAUGAUAGCUUAAGAAGAGAGUGCGAAGCGAUGCCAAACUAGAUAGAAUCAAAAUUAGCUCAGGUCACGGUAGCUAGGACUGAUUUAAAAAUGAUCAGUACUUUUCAGCCUCUCCCUCUAGCUUUACUGGCUGAAUCGAUAAAUUUCAUUGUUGAGGAAAUCAUCUCCAAAAUGAUCCCUAAAAUAAGUAAUAAAUAAGUAAUCCAAAGUGUUUGAUCAUCCAUACACCCCCAGCCCCCAAAUCCUGUCUCAUAAGACUGGAUGAAUGACAACCUGUGUCGCCACUAUCCAGUCCGUCGCAUGAACAACUAAAGAUGCAAAGACGAGUAUGCAAGGAGAGCAGCGUCUCCUCCAAAAGGGGAGGACCCACCAAAGGGUUUUGGUGAUGAAUUUUUCCAAGAUCUGGAUCUAUUAGCGAUCCUAACGUAGAGAUUUAAUCAUUUAAUUGAAUGACAUCUUUUUUGAUGAGGCAUGCUGUGUGACAAAAGCCUCACACCUAAUUUGGCUGUCCAGAGGACAUUAAUGGCAUCAAAUGACAGGCCUAACAUUACAAUCCUUUGGAUUUAGAUUGUGGCUCCUGGGGCCGGGGAUUUAGUCCCAACGAGAGGGUGUCAUCACGAAGCCCUGCCCUAUUUAUUGAUGCUCGGAGUUGAGGAGACGUCUCCAGAUUGACAAGUAGAUCAAUUCCUCUAAAGACGGAGGUCUAUACACCGACUACUGGAGUCAACCAAAGUUAGAAUCUCUGCACAAUGGCCAACUGUAGAUUUGGCGAUUUAAAAGAACCCCCUUUAAACACAUUUUCUUGAAUAAUCAUUGUUGCUGGGACGUCUGAAGUUCAUAAAAACGCAUGGAUUUGAGUUCAUAGCACUGUCCAUGUUUAGAAAAAUAAAGUGGUGUCACAGUUUAUUGUGCAUGUCACAUCCUGCUAUGACCUGUUGCUAUGUGUGAGGCAGGUUUUGAAUGAAGAUCCUCUUCGCCUGUCUGCAGAGAUGUUAGUGUAGAGAACAGAAGAUACCCGCCACCAAAGAGAACCCCUUUCUUCCCCUUCGCAUUUAUCAGCCCACCAAACCACGCCUUUAGUUUGAUCAUUAUUAUGAAACGGCCCAUAGGCUCAAAGUAGCGUCUCAGAUUAGCCUUCGUAUCCCAAUCUAAUUACCAUAGAAACUACUAACUCUUUGUGGUGAAAGCAUUGUGGGGUUUUGAAUCCCCCUUGCCCUUUUGUUCAAUCUGUGUCCCACUGGAAGCACUAGACAAUUACGGUUCUGUUAGCCACUUCCUUAGCCUAGCAUCGAAUCUUGGGACCCGUGAAAAGAUCCACCGACCGGCUCUCGCCUCUGAGGCGAGGGGCCCGUCCGCACAUGAUCAGGAUUUUACACCGUCAUAUCUCAGAUGCCUCAACGGUCGCUUUCUCGUAUACCUCGACUCCUGAAUACCUCAAGUAUGUCCCUCAUAGCUACUGUGCAUUUAAACAUUCUAAUACCUCAACUUGUUACACAUUCUGAAUACCUCAUUUUUACUCUUUUAUUUAAGCAUACCUUAUGCAUUACAAAUAUACCUCAUUCUUUUGAAUCUUCUUGUGUUACAGUGCAGUACAUGUCCCAUCGCUCUAGGACCAAAGAUCACGGUACUGUCUCGAGUUGAAAUAAGAAAUUUGUGUUAUGGUUCAUCGCUCCAUCUCGCAACCCUGAGCAGCUUUUGGUUUGUUUGAAUCUACUGUAAAAUGUCUGGUGAACUAUGCCUUUAUUUUGUCAUCAAGAAACCAAAUAUUUCAGAUGAAAGCAUUGUGCCAAAAUGAUCUGUGAGAGUUCUGUGCCAAAAGGGGUUGGCAUUGGGACCACGCUGUUGUCGACGACAAAUGUCACUGGACCAUUAUAUCAUAGAUACACAUGUUGAAUCGGAGCACUCGGGGAUAAAUCCUCUCUCUCUGAUUGGAUGCACUUAAGAGGGCUGGGCCCAAUUUAUCUUUACCUCAUAAUGAUGAUGCAGAUUCCACUUGUACUUUGCUACUGUGUGCAAAGGAUGAGGGCAAGAGGAUGUGGGCUCUUUUAAAGAGUUAAGAACUUCACAAAUCCGCCUUUUAACGCACAAGAAUUACCUCUAAUUUCAGCACAAUUUACCAAUAUUUCAGUGUGGAUUUAUUGACGCUGGACCUCGAGUCCAACAUUCUGUGGCGGUUUAAACAAACACAUCAGAAUAUCACGCAUGACGCGUGACAACAGCUUGGUUUAUUAUUUAAGUGGAGCUAUUAGCACAUUGAUGGCGAGCCAGUUUCGAUUCCACAGACCCAGCUGCUUUGAACUCAACACCUAGUUUCACCAACACGAUUGUUUUUUGCUUUUCAGUAUUAAUCUGUGAAAUGUUCAUUCAUGUUGCAUCAGUUUUUUUGUUUUUUUUUCAAUUAAAAUUGCAGAAUUCUAUCUAUAAGAUCCUUAGGUUUUCACUCUUAAAAGAGGGGAAACGUAUUUUAAACAUUUUUAUUUGUUUUUUUCAUUUUGUUGCAUGCUUUAAAAAGUCCUUGUAUUAUAUUGACGUCUCUCAGAUAGGUGUUGAAAAACUCAAGACGGGGUGGGUAGCUGAUUAUUGGGAUGGUUUUACCAAAAUAUAUACCCAAAGAUGUGUAUGUGUGUGUUAGGAUUGCGUUGGAUGGGAUUAACCUUUGACCUUUGCGAUUGUAUUUCCUGUUCUCAAGAGGCUCUGCAGAGCACAACCUGUUCAGCCGGCCAAGCCUCGACUCCUGAGAAACAAUAGAGGCAGAGCUUUCAGAUAAAGGCUGGUGUGCCCCUCGACCAUUAGUGCUUAAUUUACUUUAACUCCCUCUAGUAUGCAUAAUAUGGGUAGACGUAUUAACAUAUAGUCCUUUCGCUCAAACUUUAGGAAGCUGCAAAAGCGUAGAUUUACCUUCCCGACAAUUAUGAAUCCAUAAGGCGGGCCAUUUUGUGUUUGACCUAGUAAUGGGAACUCUCGCUGUCAUGUGAGAAGCAGCUGGGUUUCUCCAGCACAAACUAGCAAUCAGCUUCCUUCCUUGUCUUUAUAAGAAUCCAGGGAGUGUGGUGAUGGCUGCUGAGCACGUGAUCGGUUGACUGCACUCCUGUUCGGUGUUUUUUUUUUUUUUUGUUUUUUUUAUUGGGCCCCUGUGGUUAUUUUUGUCCACCAUAUUAUUGCUGGCCUCUCAACGGCUUUAAGAGAGAAAAAGCAAAGCUGCACCAGGUGACGUGUGCAAGGUCGUAGACCUCAUUUUAAUGAUUGUAUACUCUAAAGACAGAAAGACAAAAAAAAGGUUGGAAAAUUUAGAAAGGAAAAAAAAUAAAACUCAGGUAGUUCUCAGCAGCCCUGCCCUGCAGGUGUCUCAUUGAAACGUGUCCCCGUAGUGAUGAUGUAGUGACUUUUCCCCCUCUGUUAUGACCUCUCAGUACUAGUCUGAUUCUUUUUUUGUGUGCCCAUUUACAUAUUAUAAAACAAAUUAUUUCUAAAUCUGAAAUGCUUUCGAUAAGUUUCCCCGAUUAUAAUUUUUUUUUUUUUUUUUUUGCCAAUGUUUUUCUUUUACAAAAUGUACAAAUACUUCACACCACUUGAUGUCCAUUGGCCCUUUUAGAAUGUAUUUUGUGAAGAAAAGGGUUAAAUGGCAUCUUGUUGAUGCUCACUCACGCUACAACCAGCUGCUGCUAAGACAGAACACAGUGCAUUGUUCUCUAAACAGUUACCGCUAAAUGUUCCACACCAGCAAUACUUCAAGUAUGAGGUGGAAUCAUGUGGUUAUCGUGGAACAUGCGGCACCGCGUUCAUUCAUAAAACCAGCUUUAAACGUCAGCCUCGCCCACAUGGGAGGCGUCCAAAUCUCUUGUUUGCAUUGUGUCCUGUUCUCCCAGCGGCCGGUUGUUUGUGGAGUGGAUAUUGUGUUUGUGCGCUGCAUCUGUGUUGUGUAAGCAGAAAUCCACUGAAUGUAUCCUCCUAACAGUCCACGAGGCAGGGCGAGCCAGCGUGGCCAGCUGAGUUCAGAUGGUUGCUGCUGGCGCUUCCUCUUCCAGGCCGUUGUGUGUGUGUGUGUUUAUCAGUCAAACCUCGUACGUACGUGUGUGUGUGUUGACAAGCACACCUUCCCCUCCCUCUUAACACACUCACACAUCCUGCUGAGUUUAAGUGCAGAUGUCAGGUCUUCAGUCUAAAUACGGUAGAGGAGACUAUAAUAUAUUGGCCACCUGCUGCUCUCUCUGUACUCUGUGGACUUUAAACAUUUCCUAUGCAGUUUUUUUUUUGUUUGUUUUUUUGUUUACACUUAAAUAAAGCUGUAUUUCUUUGACUUCAAAAAA